This is a messenger RNA of Brettanomyces bruxellensis, 2289 nucleotides long. RefSeq lists its product as uncharacterized. Bases 1 to 2289 code for a protein of 762 amino acids. The record is from RefSeq and is a predicted model, not a curated record. Lineage: Eukaryota; Fungi; Ascomycota; Pichiomycetes; Pichiales; Pichiaceae. Gene Ontology annotation, molecular function: ATP binding; ATP hydrolysis activity. Gene Ontology annotation, cellular component: cytoplasm. The transcript has a single exon.
AUGGCACAAAAAGCAGCUUCUAAGAGAAGUAAGCGAAACUCACAUGACUCGAGUGCAAAAACCAUAAAGCAAAAGCUGCCUACCGAGUUUAUCGUGAGACCUCACGAAGAUACAGAUGAUGCAAAAGCAGUGGCGAAUAUUUACGUUUCACCCCUAAUAAUAGAAAUUUCAGAGUGGAAAGUUGGAGAAUUUGUUCGGAUCUCAAAAGGCUUGGUAAGCUUUGUUGCUGUUUUGUCAACCUGGGAUGAAGAUAAAGAGUCACAAUACGGAUUGAAUGUUGUUUUGCUAUCGCCGUACUAUUUAAAACUGGCAGGCUUUUUAUUAGGAGACAGGGUCAGUCUUUCCAGCACUAAAGAGCAACCUGCAUAUGCGGAUAGCGUGACUGUUGAGUAUUUGUCAUCAUCUGUCAAAGAAAGUGACGUUUUUAAGCAGUUGUGUGACAUCGGUCUUCUUUAUAAAGGAUUUACUACAGCAAGCCUGAAAGUGAUAGAUAUUGGCGAACAAGUCGAGCUUCAACUUUCAAAACUUUCAUUAGAUGAUAGAGGAAAUAUGGGAGAGAGUCAGGAGUCGAUGCUACGGCCAUAUUUAUUCCAUCCAACGGCAACUAGCGUUCAGGCAGUGCCGAAAAACGGAAUACAGCCUGUGAGGCUAAAAUUCAGCUAUGAGGAUAUAGGGGGACUCAAGAAGGAGAUAUCAGGAUUGAAAAAGAACAUCUUCUUGCCGCUGAAUUGCCCCAAUGUCUUCAAAGAGUUUGGAAUUCAGCCUCCGAGAGGAAUUUUGCUUUAUGGACCAUCUGGUACCGGAAAGUCGCUUUUGCUUAAGACGAUUGCGUAUGAGAGCUCUGGUUGCCACAUCAUCAGAAUAAAUGGACCGUCAAUUGUGUCCAAAUACCUUGGUGGAACAGAGGAGACACUUCGAGGAUUCUUUAAAGAGGCAGUGAAGUAUUCACCGGCAAUAAUUCUGAUCGAUGAGAUUGACUCUUUGGUCCCAAGCAGAAGUAAUGAUGAUACAACAGAGGUUGAUUCGCGUGUUGUAGCCACGAUGCUUACAUUGAUGGAUGGCUUGGAGGGACCAAUCAUCGUUAUUGGUGCCACAAACAGGCCAGGAUCCAUUGAUUCGAGUUUAAGAAGGCCAGGAAGAUUUGAUCAAGAGCUGGAAAUCCCAAUCCCAGAUGCAGAUGGCCGGUAUGACAUCCUGGUAAAGCAGAUUUCGAGGAUGCAGGGACGAUCGACGCUGACAGACGACGAAAUCAGAGCCGUUGCCAACAAAACGCAUGGAUAUGUUGGUGCGGAUCUUGUAUCACUUACGCGUGAGGCCGUGAUGAUGUGCAUAAAGGGUAAUUUGGGACAGUUUAACGGUGCAGAUUUGUCGGAAGAUGCUUUUAAGAGUGUAAAACUCGGAUAUGAUGAGCUUUUGGAUGCUCUAAAGGAGAUCCGGCCUAGUGCAAUGCGAGAAAUCGUCUUGGAAAUGCCAAAAGUCAGAUGGAGCGAUAUCGGAGGACAGGAAGUGCUCAAACGGAAAUUGAAGGAGAUGGUCCAACUUCCACUAACUUCAGCAGACACGUUUAAGCGUCUAGGAAUCAGUGCUCCCAAAGGUUUGCUCCUAUAUGGUCCACCUGGAUGUUCAAAAACCAUGACUGCAAAAGCUCUUGCAACUGAAUCCGGUCUUAACUUCAUUGCCAUCAAGGGACCCGAGAUUUUCAACAAAUACGUCGGUGAAUCCGAAAAGAAGAUUCGUGAGAUUUUCCGCAAAGCCCGCCUGGCUGCUCCUUCAAUCAUCUUCAUAGAUGAGAUCGAUGCUCUAGCCACGAGCCGUGAGUCAGCUGACUCUGGUCACGUGACCAAGCAGGUGCUCAACACGUUAUUGAACGAGAUUGACGGUGUUGAGGAGCUCAGAGGUGUCAUAAUAGUGGGUGCUACUAACCGGCCGGAUGCUAUUGACCCGGCAUUACUCAGACCCGGCAGAUUGGACCGUCAUGUUUACGUUUCUCCGCCAGACUCGGAUGCCAGAAUGCAAAUAUUUGACAAGAACACCUCCAAGUUUAAUCUUGAGGACAAGGAUGCCCUUUUAACAAAACUUGUUGGUAUGACGGAUGGAUUCUCUGGAUCUGAAUGUGUUCUAUUGUGUCAGGAAGCCGGUCUGAAUGCAAUAAUGAAUGAUAGCAACUGCAGAAAGGUCGGUGAGUCAAACUUCUUGGCUGCAAUUAACGAUAUCAGCAAAAACAUCACUCCUGAAAUGAUCCAAUAUUAUAAGGAGUUUGCCCAGAAGUACAGAGCAUGCACCGUGUAG